Molecule: messenger RNA, 888 nt
Organism: Rubroshorea leprosula
Lineage: Eukaryota; Viridiplantae; Streptophyta; Magnoliopsida; Malvales; Dipterocarpaceae
Source: the annotation of a GenBank genome assembly
CAAUUUUCUUAAGGAAACCGGUAGAAAGUUUGGAUAUUUCUCCUUCUUUUCUUGUUCUAAAACUGAAAUUGAACGCAGAAAUCUUUCCCCCUUGUAGAAAAAUCCCGGUUCUGCUCUGUUGUGUUUCUUCCAUCUGCUGCUCCUGCUUUGUUGGGGCGAAUUGGUCUGGUUUCUGAUCCGUGAGUUUCCCCUGCAGAUCCCAUCGGCUUCCCCAACCCACCAGCUCCAAUUUUGCUUGCUGGAAGAAUUGUGGUCUAAAGAUAUUAGAACUCAAGUUUAUAGCUUAAAUUUAUUACUUACUGGGCUGUGAGCUCAUAAAAUCCCCCCCAUUUUAAAUCAGUAGAUCGAGGACUAAGAGUGCCAAGGGAGGUGUGUUAUAUUUACUGUGCUCGCUAGUGAGAGGUUUAUAAACGUUAGGACAUGUCGACAUGUUUACUGAUAGGACCGAUUCAUUUUGUAAUCCUGUCAAUGGGAUAAUACAAUGGUUAUUACUGAAAUCCUGCCAAUGGGAUAAAACAUUGGUUACUAUUGUGCCUACUAGUGGGAGAUUUAUAAACGCCGGCCAUGACUUAUAAAUGAGACUACUAUUGAAUUUUCUUCUGCAUUAACAGUUUGUCAUUGAACGCUUUGUUAUUGAACUGAAUCUGAUUUUGUAUUAAUGGUUUAUCAUUGAACAUUUUGUUAUGUUAAAUUAUUUAUCAGGCAUGCUAAAAAAUUUUACCCAAGGGCUAUCCGUAUUUACUUACCGAGUUAUCUCAUAGUUUUUCCUUGUCCACCAUUUCAGGAAGCGAAGUCAAGGACCGGGAAAAACGAGAAGAGUGACGAGUUAAAAGGCUAGCCAUCUUGUAAAUUGAACAUAGAUUUUAGAUAUAAAUCGUGAUCUUGUAA